Molecule: messenger RNA, 4204 nt
Organism: Entelurus aequoreus (snake pipefish)
Lineage: Eukaryota; Metazoa; Chordata; Actinopteri; Syngnathiformes; Syngnathidae
Product: vitamin D3 receptor B
Exons: 10
Coding region: 362-1639 (425 amino acids)
Biological process (GO): negative regulation of transcription by RNA polymerase II; cell differentiation; positive regulation of transcription by RNA polymerase II
Cellular component (GO): nucleus
Molecular function (GO): nuclear receptor activity; zinc ion binding; vitamin D response element binding
Source: RefSeq, a predicted model, not a curated record
GGGCGUCUGGGGGCCCUGGUGGCGUCGUGACUCGGUCCGACUUUCUCGGCCGUCGUCCUGGCUUCACAAGCUGGCCGAAGUUGCGGGGUUUAAAGCAGCCAGCUAAGCGGGCUAGCGUUAGUUAGCUCCUACCCGCGCCGACGUCUGCCAGGGCGGACAAGUCUCUUCGCGGCUCCGCUCACGUCGGAGAGAUUAGCGGCACGUCUAGCGUCGAAACGCCCGCGGUGCGGCGACUAAAGAGCUUAACAGCAACUCGGGUCUUAAAGGGGGGAAAGUUGAGUUAAGGGUCGACAUCUCGGGAUAGACGGAGGACCGCGUUCACGUCUCGGCCACUGUUCGAGGGCAUGCUCAAACCCCAGUGAUGGAGUCCACUGUUGUGAGUACGUCCACCCUGGCCCCCGACGAGUUCGACAGGAAUGUGCCGCGGAUCUGCGGGGUUUGUGGCGACAAAGCCACUGGCUUCCACUUCAACGCCAUGACCUGCGAGGGCUGCAAAGGCUUUUUCAGGCGCAGUAUGAAGCGCAAGGCCUCCUUCACCUGUCCCUUUAACGGCAAUUGCACCAUCACCAAGGACAACCGGCGCCACUGCCAGGCAUGCCGGCUCAAGCGCUGUGUGGACAUUGGCAUGAUGAAAGAGUUCAUACUGACAGACGAGGAAGUGCAGAGGAAGAAGGACCUCAUUCAGCAGCGGAAGGACGAGGAGGCCCAGCGCGAGGCGGAGAAGGAGGCGCGGCGACCUCGUCUCAGCGACGAACAGAGUCAGGUCAUCGCCACGCUGGUGGAGGCGCACCACAAGACAUACGACGACUCCUACUCCGACUUCUGCCGCUUCAGGCCUCCUGUCCGCCAGGGCCCGGUGACACGCAGCGCCAGCAGAGCGGCGUCCCUCCACUCUCUGUCCGACGCCUCCUCCGACUCCUUCAGUCACUCCCCAGAAUCGGUGGAUGCCAAAAUGAACUUCAACAACCUGUUGAUGAUGUACCAAGAACAGGGCAGCAGCCCUGACUCCAGUGAGGAGGAAGGCUCCAGUUUCUCCAUGCUGCCCCACCUGGCAGACUUGGUCUCCUACAGCAUUCAGAAGGUCAUUGGCUUUGCCAAGAUGAUCCCAGGCUUCAGAGAGCUGACUGCAGAGGACCAGAUUGCUCUGCUGAAGUCCAGCGCCAUCGAGGUGAUCAUGCUGCGCUCCAAUCAGAGCUUCAACCUGGAAGACAUGUCCUGGAGCUGCGGUGGGCCCGACUUUAAAUACCAGAUCAGCGAUGUCACCAAAGCAGGCCACACUCUGGAGCUGCUGGAGCCGCUGGUGAAGUUCCAGGUGGGCCUCAAGAAACUCAACCUGCAGGAGGAGGAACACGUGCUGCUGAUGGCCAUCUGCUUGCUCUCUCCAGACCGUCCAGGCGUGCAGGACCAUGCGCGCGUGGAAGCCCUCCAGGACCGUCUGUCCGAGACCCUGCAGGCCUACAUCCAGCUCGCCCACCAAGGCGGGAACCUGCUCUACGCCAAGAUGAUCCAGAAGCUGGCGGACCUGCGAAGCCUCAACGAGGAGCACUCCAAACAGUACCGCUCCCUCUCCUUCCAGCCCGAGCACAGCAUGCAGCUCACCCCGCUGGUGCUGGAGGUCUUUGGCAGCGAGGUCUCCUAGUGGCAGGCCCGCACACACCAGGGUAACACUACGACGAAAAUGGAGGGAGGGAGCUGAUGAUGUCCUGUACCGACUAAAUGGAGUCGUGAAGUCUCUCUAAAGAAGUCAAUGUGGCGAGAGAGCAGAUAAUAACAGACAGUAAACAAGGGAACUACAUUCAGUACAACUUAAGCUAAACACUCAACUUCUGCCUAUUUACAAGGUUUUUAAGUCAGGGAUGCACGAUAAUGGAAAUUUGAACCAAUACCGAUAAUUACCAAUAGAUACCAAUAUUUAUGUAUUUACACAAGAUUGUGUUCAUGAAAUGUAUUUAAAAUGUAUACUCUAACUAAGAAUAUGCCAACCUAUUGUAGAGAACUGAUAUGUCAUGACGUUAUUAGUAGAAGUACACUUCCUGCUAUAAUUCUGACCCGUGAAAACAAUCAGAAUCAUUGUGUGGGAAUUUAUUGAUAUUACAACUUUUCAAUUAUUUAAUUGAUAGACCGCAAGCAACUCAAACAUUCUGAACAUGUUCUUGUAGGAUGAAAAACAACAAUCUGUCACAUACUAAACUCAACUUGGCGACAACACCGAUGCAAGCGGAGUCACAUUUCAAAUGAUACAUUUCCCGGACAGUAAUCGAGUGCCUGAAUAUUGCUUAUCAUUCGCAAUCUUUACAUGAGACAACCACUCGUUUUACUUUUUUAAUAUGCAUUCUCAUGUAAAUACAAUCAGCUAACAUUUGAGGUACUGGGAUUUGCUCUAUUCCGUGAUUUAAAGUGCUCUAAACACACCUAAAAACCUCCAUCACAGUUUUAUUUACACACUGUAAGUAUAAAUGUAACAUUCAUAAUAACAUGUCAUAUUUUUUUCAUUUUAAGCAUACAGCGGCAUAUUUAAUACCACAGAUGUGUCACAAUGUUGGUUAUUUCCUCUAACAACAAGACUACUAGUCAUGGCAGACUUCAUGAGAGACAACUACUACUACUUUCGGGCAAAUUAUUAUUUUUGAGCCUGAAUAUAAGAAGGAUGAGCUACAAGUUUUAAAAGAUGAGUGAUUAGCAGAUCGAGCAAGUAGCAGUAUCUCUAAGUGCUAAACAAGAAAUAUAAACUACGAACUGGGAUGUCGACUGUUAGGAUGUUGAUAUCUUUUCGUUUAGAUGAAGAAUUAUUCAUAAUCCACACACAGGUAAAAAAAACAAACAAGCGUCUUUUCGUAUCUUUCCUACCAUUUUCGGGUCUAAGUUGUAUGUCAGAGUUGACCAACUUCUCGGUUUAUGGCCACAACCUUCUACUAUACAAGUUUAUUUAUAACCUACAAUUAACUUUGACACACUAAGAGGCGAUGCAGCAGUGCGCCGGCUCGGUAUGUCAACAGCUGCAUACGCUAGUUAGCUCUCUGUGAUCACGCCGUUGCUAAAUGUAGUUCCUCUGCGUUAGCACUUCUAAUUACAAUAUCGCAAACACUUGGUCAAUAUGCAGUUCACGAAAUUGGCGGUUUUGGGAUGUUUUUUAGAGGGCUUCAUAGGCGCAAUAGACGACUCCUAUUAGCUGCAUUGUUAGCUUCCCGUAUUUUACAAAUUGGAAUGCAGAAAAAAACGUUCUUGUCUUACAAAGGAUUGUGAAUGAUAGGCAACAUUUAGAACAAAGUGCACCUUAAGGAGAGUGAAUCCAAUAACAGUGGGACAAUGAUUGUAAGUCUUUAUUAUUAUCGGCUCAUUUUUCAUGAUUGGAAUGAUCCAUGUGGCGUCAGUAUCGGUGGAUAAUUAUCGUGCAUCUCUUAACUUAAAUCAACGCUGCUUCAAAUGCCUGGACAUUUUUGUGCGCGCGUUUACAAUGCACAUCAACAACACUCUCAGUUAUUCAUUUAGCCAUUCCGUUGAGCUACCUCUUCUUCUUUUUCGUUUUUUUACCGGGGUUGUUUUAUAUUUCUAUCACUUAUGUGACAUUGCAAGGCUUUAGAUACAGUACGGACGACGUUUUAUUUGACGAGAUCAGUGCCUCGACAUACUUUGAGUUGAUGUUAUUUUGCUUCUCUCCAAGCGGGUGUGUAUCGUCUCUCACCAAAGGUGUUGAACAACCAUAACAGUCUUGCAGCCGCUCGUUCCUCACUAGCCUCACAACCCCUGAAGGAAAACGGUCAGUAUUUGGCUUUAUAUUGAGUGUGGUCUGUCAUUUACAUUUGCUAGGAUUUCGGUUUGCCUGGUUCCAAAGUGAGAAUCAGCCACUAAAUGUGUUUUUUGUUUUGUUUUGUUUUUUAACUGCAAACUGUCAAUCAAACCGGGCCAACAUUAUGGCUUGUUGCUCUUAGUUUGUUUUCCUAAUGCCUUUCUUUACAUAGUUUAUUUUGUGUAAAUAGUUCAUUGCUAUCACAUGUAUCCUCAGCACUGUUAUAUCACCUUUUAUUCAAGCCCAUGUACCGAUACACAUGAUCCAUAUAUCACAGAUUUUUAAGGGCUAAAAUGCCAAAUCUAACUGGAAUUAAGGCCCAAGUCUGAGGCCUGAAUUGUUGAGAUGUAUACAGUAUGUAUAUAUGUGUGUAAAUAUAUGUAUAUAUGUGUGUACAUAUAUAUGUAUAUGUAUAUA